AUGACAACCGCAAGCACCACCUACUCCUCCUCCUCCUCCUCUUCGGCCCCAACCACCCCCCGCUUCGACUUCUACCAAACAGACACAGCCGUCACCCUCUCUAUCUUCAUCAAAUCCGCUUCCACCGAAACCGUCUCGGUUUCGAUCAAUCAUCAAUCCCUCUUGGUCCGCGCAACAUGCUCGACCAACGGCUCGGAAUACAUGCUCACCAUCGACCCUCUCUUUUCCCCUGUCGACCCAUCUUACUCCUCCUAUAAAGUGUUAUCUACGAAGAUCGAAGUUGUUCUGCACAAAGUUCAACCAGGCGUUCGAUGGGUUGAGCUUCAAGGAGGGGCGCGUAAGGAUGUUGUGAGUUGCGCUAUCACUCCUGCUUGUGCCGCGAGUCAAGCUGCGGAAGCGAACAGGACGGCUACUCCUAGGGCCAGGUCGAAGUGGGAUAGCUUCGAUCCAGAUGCUGACGAGCCAGAGAAUGCUUCGGGUGCAACAGGAGGGAGCGGAGGAGAAGGCGCGGAUGAAGCAGACAUCAACAAGUUCUUCCAAAAACUCUACGCAGAUGCAGACCAAGACACAAAACGAGCCAUGAUGAAGAGUUACCAAGAAAGCGGUGGAACGACUUUGUCAACUGAUUGGAGCAAAGUUGGGAAAAAACAGGUGCAAACUCAACCACCUGAUGGAAUGGAGGCCAAGAAAUGGGAGCAGUAG
This is a messenger RNA of Ustilago hordei, 702 nucleotides long. RefSeq lists its product as uncharacterized. NCBI's taxonomy places the organism in Eukaryota, Fungi, Basidiomycota, Ustilaginomycetes, Ustilaginales, Ustilaginaceae. Gene Ontology annotation, biological process: protein stabilization. Bases 1 to 702 code for a protein of 233 amino acids. Gene Ontology annotation, molecular function: protein-folding chaperone binding. The record is from RefSeq and is a predicted model, not a curated record. The transcript has a single exon.